Hevea brasiliensis (rubber tree) is the source of this 760-nucleotide messenger RNA. Its product is annotated as protein PHLOEM PROTEIN 2-LIKE A9. The transcript has 3 exons. Bases 129 to 629 code for a protein of 166 amino acids. Lineage: Eukaryota; Viridiplantae; Streptophyta; Magnoliopsida; Malpighiales; Euphorbiaceae. The record is from RefSeq and is a predicted model, not a curated record.
AAUGUUCCUUUCCCUUCUCUUUUUUUAAUUUAUAAAUUCUCAUUUCUUGAGAUAGCAUUUGAAUAAACAACAAAGAAGUUCCUUCAUAUAUCUCACUUCCUUCCUUCAAAGCUACUUCCCCUCUCAAGAUGGCAAAUUCUUCAGAUGUUCCAAUAAAAAAGGAUCCAAUUAGGACAAUUAAACCAAAGGAACUUAAUAUCGUAUGGGGAAAUGACACUCGCUAUUGGAAGAUGCAUACUCCUGACGGGCCGGAGAAGGAAGAAGCAGCAGAGCUAAUUCAGGUGUGUUGGCUUGAAGUAACAGCCUCAGUCAAGGAUAAACAAAUAGAGAAAGGUAAGAGUUUUGAGAUUAUCUUUGAGAUACAGAUGAAAGAUGACAAUUUUGGGUGGAAUGGGUGUCCUGUUUUUAUGAUGGCAAAGGCAGGGAAGAAGGGAAAAUACAGGUGGGAAAAGAUUAACUUAGCAAACAUUGCCACUGAACCCAAUAAAACAAAACCUGAGAUUCGUAUGAGUAUUGAUGUUAAAGAUGAUAGCCAUGAAAACACUCUUUAUUUCGGCUUGUAUGAGGUGUGGACUGGCAGGUGGAAGGGAGGUUUGGUAAUUUAUAAGGCUGAAGUUAGACCCAAGUAGAUUGAUGAGUUCAAAUUAUAAUAGUUUCUAUAUUUUUAUAAUUGUAAUAGAAUAAUGUGGGUGGAACUUGUAUUUCACCUAAAGGAUGCAACAAAUAUUAUCAAUAAUUAACAGACUUUGUGGUGUUGUAA